This is a messenger RNA of Didymodactylos carnosus, 1530 nucleotides long. Lineage: Eukaryota; Metazoa; Rotifera; Eurotatoria; Philodinida; Philodinidae. The record is from the annotation of a GenBank genome assembly.
AUGGUCUCUAAACAAUUUAAUUGUUUACAUGAAACGUAUCCCACCUAUUCAGAAAAUAUUCAAACAGUACGUGCAGCUAUAACUGAAAAAAUAAUUCAUUCAUCCUAUGAAAUUCCAAAUCCAUUUGAAAAACGUCAAUUUGCAUUCAAUGUUUUAUCAGAAGAAAAAAAUCCGAUGAGUCGUGCUCAUAAAUGUACCCAUAUCAUGCCAACAUUAGCUGCACGUAUGCAACAAUUAUUAACAACACAAUUAUGGGAAUCCAUCAUGUUAGGUAUAUCGUUGUGGACAUUUAUUCCAUUGUUAGUAGUUAAUAUAAUGCCCAAUCCUUUUCCAUCAUUGAAAACAUUUUUUGAAUUAAGUAUGGAAGUACCGCGAGCAUCAUUAUUCAUUGAAAUAUGCUGUAAAUUCAUAGCUGGAAGUCGUUGGUUCUUCUAUGAUAUAUGGAAUUUAUUUGAUUUAAUGUGUGUUAUACUAAAUUCACCGUUUUUAUUUACAUUUUUGUUACCAAAACAAUUUAGUUAUCCACAAAUGAAUAGUAUAUUACGAUUGUUUCGUAUAUUACACGCUGUACGUUUAAUUCGAGUACAUCGUCUAUUACGUUUUGUAUUUGAAACAACGAUGGUAGCUAUUGGUAGUAUAACAAAUACACUAUUAUUAGAAACUGUUACUGUUACCGUAUUUGGUCUAUUAAGUGUGGCAUUUCGAAAUGAUACACCAUUUUGGGAUAAAGCUAAACAAUCAGAAGCAUUUGCCAAUUAUACACAAGCUGUAUACUCAUAUUAUAUGUGCAUAACAAUGGAAGGUGUAAAUGAAGUAGCCAGUGAAAUUUUGUUAUUUGAUACACCAAGUAACACAACAAUAAUUGGUUUACUAUUUUAUUGUUUUGCUGCAUUGUGUACAUACGCUAUCGCUGUUAUUGCUACAACACUUGAUAAAGCUAUGGAACAAUGGGUAAAAAAUACAAAACAAAAACAAAAAACAAAUAAUUUAAUUGAGUUACAAAGUACAAAUUACCAACAUCGUUCAAUAGUGGCAGCAAGAUGUAAUCCUUUUGAUGAAUCUCUUAAUUUUUCAAAACUGAAACCCGAUGAUUUAUCAUUAUUAUGCAUUUUAUUUCAAUCGAUUAACUCAAAUUUAAAUGAAUAUGACAACAUUUUAGAAGAUAUUAAACGUAUUGGAGAAUAUAUAGCAAAAUAUAAUAAAAAAAAAUUAAUUAUUGAUCCAUUACAAGAUAAUCAAAUACUGUUACAACGACGACGACUAGAAACAAUUAUUAGUACAUUAGCGAAAGUAAUGAGAAACGUGAAAACGGGUGAUCUUCUCUCAGCAUUAGGUGAAUUUUUAUUGAUUGAUACAAGAAAACACGUCCGACGUACAGAUAUAGAAACAAAAUUAAAAGCUGUUGAACAAAAAUUUGCCAAAGUACGAACUCUUUUAUCAAAAUUACCAGUCGGAUUAGAACAACAAGAACGAGAUUUAAUUAUGGCCAAUAGAUUGAAAAGAAAAAUUUAUCGAAAAACAAAAGAUUAA